AGGCCAAGGGUAAUUCGGAAAUGGGCUAUUCUUUCGCCUCUGCAAGUAAAUGUCGCGAGAACAAUAGGCAUUCCGCCCAAUGCAUUAUAUCUGUAAUCCGGAGGGACGCGAAACUUGAUGAUGCUCUUUCUGCAGGUGAACAUUCAUGGAAUUCGAGUCCUAUCUACACCAGCCAUAAUUUUGAUGGCUUGAAUCUUGUAGCGUACAUGAAAGUGAAGGAAUAUAUUCUGGCUCGUGUCAUGAUUCUGUUUUUUCUGCUUGAUACCCUGGUCUGGCCUCGAAUACCUCGAGUCCAACGUGAUGGUCUCAAAUUUCAAAGGCCGCUAAUUUUGAGCUCAGAUCUACGGCCCAUUCAGUCAAAAAUGAAUCCAAAGUUCUGGCUGAAAAUGAUGUUUCUUGUAUACCGGAUUGGUAUACUUGACGCUAUUGGCCGAUGUCAUUCGGCGGAAUACUCCAUUGGUGGAAUGUUCCUGAGAGGUCACGCAUUUAAAACAUAUCGGGUUGGGCACCCUGUGGACUGCUACUUGAAGUGCUUUGAAGAACUCAUUUGUCAAAGCUACAACUUCGUCCGCGGCCAAUACCUUUGCGAACUGAACAACCGCACCAAGGAAGCAAGACCCGAAGACUUUGUGUCAGACUGGAAGAGAUUUUACGUAAAGCGUGUUACUAAAAGAGUUCCUCUCGGAACCAUCGGAGAGCUUCCAGCCCAAUCGUUCAGUGAGAUCGCAGCGAGCGAAGGAAAUGAGACGGUUAACAGGAAAUACUGGAUAUACUCUGAUGGAAAUAGUGAGGUCAUCGAGGCCUACUGUGAAGAUCACUGGCAAAAGAUAAAUGGUAAAGAGCCUGUCUGCUUUGGAACCAAAAAUAACGACUAUGGAGCCUUCAACAUGACAAAGAGUGGAAGAGUGAAGACAAUGAAGCUUGUUCACAGGUCAGGGUCGGUGCACUGCCACCCUUCAACAGGGGGAUCUUACUGGGGCUGCACAAAUUUGGCUUAUAAAGAUAAUUUGAUGACAUUCAUCACAGAUGACAAGAAAAACGCCAUUCUGCCUCCCGCUGAGAACCUAACUAAAGCAGGGUCCGAAUGUGGUUUCAAAAAAUAUUUUUACAGUCUCGAUGGAAGCAGCCUUAACUCAUCAGAGCUCGUUUUUCGCAACCUUUCCAAUCCGUUUUCUGUUUCACGCAGUCAAGAGAUGCAGAUAUGGUAUGGACAGGAUUUGGUAGACUGCUCGGAAGACAAUAACAAGGGCAAAACCUGUGUUGAUGUGUACGCGUGGUAUGAGUAAAAACCAAACUAAACGGAGCUGUUGGCUUAUCUGACAUUCACAAUAAUAACAGAGAACAAAUCAAGUGCUAGUUAAAAGUACUUUAAGGCGAAUAGCUGCCUUAUUAUAUCCGCCUAUCAUUAUUAUCGUAAAACCUCUGUCAAAAAAUAAAGCAAGUAUGCCUGUC
This is a messenger RNA of Stylophora pistillata, 1452 nucleotides long. RefSeq lists its product as uncharacterized. The record is from RefSeq and is a predicted model, not a curated record. NCBI's taxonomy places the organism in Eukaryota, Metazoa, Cnidaria, Anthozoa, Scleractinia, Pocilloporidae.